Molecule: messenger RNA, 2795 nt
Organism: Marchantia polymorpha subsp. ruderalis
Lineage: Eukaryota; Viridiplantae; Streptophyta; Marchantiopsida; Marchantiales; Marchantiaceae
Source: the annotation of a GenBank genome assembly
GAAUUGGCCUCCCCACGACAUUGCGCCGAAUUCGAGCCAUUGUCGACGAGCAGCUGCAGCAGUCGAGGGCCGAAGUGCGGGCGUGGGACCCAGCGACCGAGUCCUCGUCGUCGUCGUCAGAGGCAGCAGUGAGCGGAGCGAUCGCAUGCGGAAAGACAAAGAAAGGCCGUGUCGGAUUUCGCAGACCAGUAUUCCUCCCCGAGAGGAGGUCGGAGAUGGAGAUGGAGGGCGAAAGCGGAAGAGCGGUAGAGCUAGGGUGAGUAUGCGUCAUUUACUGUGGACUGGCAUCAUCGCAAGUCGCCGCGAAAGGAGAUUGUAAUCAGGCGCAGGUGAGGCAGUGUGCCCUGACGGAUUGGUGGUCCUGGCCCGAGUCCGAAGCGUGGUGACUUACUUAGCGCCUCGGGCGCAUGUAUCAUGGAAUGGUGAGGGGUGUAUGUGGGAUGGGCCUGGGCCGCCUUCUUCCUCCGCUUGGCAGGCGAGCUGCAGCACGGGCGGGGCUUAGCGAUGAUCUUAACGGCGGACGGGGGAUGAGGUUAGAUCGGAAUCAUCAGAUGGAUCACACAUGAAAAAGCGCGGAUUCAAGAGAAGGUGACGAAGAAAGGGGUAGGAGAAUCAUAUAGAUCUUGUGGGCCGCCGGACUGGUAGAAAGGCCGGAAGGAGUGGUCGAUGCCAUGCGAUGCGGGUGGGUUCCCGACGACAGGAGUGAGUGCUCGAUUGGGAAUCGUUGCAAUGCCGAAGGAAGUUGAGGGAAGAAACGGAAGAGGAAGAAGAGCAGGAAAUGUCUUGCUGCCGUAGCCGUGCGUCUGACUGAUUGAUUGAUUCUUCGAUCGAUCCAUCAAUCUCCUUCUCUCUCCUUGCUUUGUCCCGUAGGGUCCGGUCCGGUCCGGUCCGUGCUAUUCCUCUUCUUUCCAGUUCUGGCCAGGCAGUCUGAUCGGGAGCGCAGGAAAGACGAUGAGAAUGAUGUUGUUCUCCUCGUGUUGAAUCAAGAAGAAGCCAGACGUGUUGUACGACAGACUUAUCAGGGAGAUGAGAAGGAAACUGCUGACGUUCCCUGCGAGAGCUCCACGCAUUUGAAAAUCCCUCUCGAACUCAUCCCUCCAGGAUGUCAGUACGCACACUCAUCCGGCAUUUGCACUUCAUGUGGGCGGCUUUCAUUCUUCGGGUGCAGGCCAUUUUAGACGCUGCUGUGAAAACUGCCGGUCCUCUGUACAUCCUUCUUGCACUCUCUCUGCUCAGCUGUAUAAUAUAUCUAUACUAUACAACAGUACUUCCUGCCGUCCAUGAUUUGCACUCGGUUGAAGGACUAGCACACUUGUUCCUUUCAGCCUGGCUCAUUUACAAUGUCUUCUUCAACUACUUUUGGUGCAUACAGACUGAUCCGGGGUCUCCACCCAUGACUGUUGACGUAGGAGAUGACUUGAGUAAGUUCGAGACAGCUUCUGGCAUCCCCCAAAUCAGAUGGUGCAAACGCUGCCGGAGAUCAAAACCUCCAAUGACUCACCACUGUCAUAUCUGCAAAAGAUGCAUAUUGAAGAUGGAUCAUCAUUGUCCUUGGAUGCACAACUGCAUUGGCUAUAACAACUACAGAUACUUUUUGGUAUUUUUGCUGUAUUUGUGGGCAGGUUGUAUAUAUACUGUUUGUAUGGCAUCGAUUCCCCUGUUUGGGACAUCAGCACAUUUCCUGUUUCCACAGGAGCCUACCCAAGCGAACGGUGUUCUAUUUACUUUUGUGCUGUCGCUUGCUCUCUUCGGCUCUUUGUCAUGCCUCCUCGGAUGGCAUAUUUACUUGGUCCUCACCGCGCAGACAACGAUAGAUUUCUACAGUAACCGCCAACGAAGGCGAGACGCAAGGAGAUCAGGACAGGUUUGGGUGAACGAGUUUGAUAUGGGGAAAAUUCAAAACUUGCGAAAUGUUUUUGAAACAAAUAGUAGCGGGAUUUGGUGGCUUAGAAUUUUGCUCCCAUUUAGAGCUUCACCCAAAGGAGAUGGCGUUCGUUUUCCUUCCCGAUAUGGCUCCUCAGAUGCAGCCUUUGAUGCCAAUCAUCUGCAUCAUCACGAUCUACCCUCGAGUUCGUUGGCAAAUGGUUCCGCCCCAGACAGUAGGGACGCUAUAACGCUGGAAAGAGUUUUGGCUGACAGUGAAGACAACUGGAGGUCAGACAAUAUGGUCUAAACCAUGUUUUGUCGUUCUCGUUGUUUUCAGUCCAGAAGGAAAUUUCUGUUCUUGAUCUGUUAUGCUCCUCCUUGUGCAAGUAAAGACAUGUAAUUUUCUCAUUGUCAUGAAAUUCAUACUUGAGACCGGUUUCAACACUCUUGUUAAAAUCGCGCCAUGACCUCGGAGCCACAUCUUCCCAUUUAUAUGAUUCUCAUGAUAAAUGGGAACAUGUGGCCACGUGGUCGCGUCACGUGUUCAUGCCUGGAGGAGUGUUUAUGAAGAGUGUUUAUCUUGUGGCUGAAACUCACCAACGUCCUAUACCGUCAAGAAAGGCCACAAGAUUCCUAGACAAUCAGUAUUGGGCGCACCAGUCCCUUCACCCAUGUUAAGCAGUCAAGCUUGGUACGCGAACUCUGGACACGUUCCUACGUUGAUUUGUGAACAUGUUGUUUUGUACACACAUGUCGUGACUUUCACGAGAAAUUACAUUAUAGGGCGCUUUAAAUGGUGUAACUUGGUGUGUUCCAACCGAAUUUGUACAUCCGACCAUUAGAUUAGUGUAUUUUCAUCCCACCCACAGUCCAGAGCUCGUGGAUUUUCACAUCCCUUGUGCAGUAGGAGGUGCUUACUAUCAGAUCCC